Messenger RNA from Eublepharis macularius, 2881 nucleotides. RefSeq names its product kelch-like protein 23. NCBI's taxonomy places the organism in Eukaryota, Metazoa, Chordata, Lepidosauria, Squamata, Eublepharidae. The coding region runs from base 1 to 1644 and encodes 547 amino acids. The record is from RefSeq and is a predicted model, not a curated record. The transcript has 3 exons. Gene Ontology annotation, molecular function: protein binding.
AUGGACGGCAUAGAGGAGACUGGGGAACCAGCCGACCAGACGGAGCUAGAAAAUGACACCGUCUUAGAGGUAGGGGCUGAGCUCUUCCCCAUCAACAGGUGGGCUCUGGCACGCCACAGCCGCUAUUUUGAGGCCAUGUUCUACGGGGGCACCCGAGAGCGCACCGAGAGGCACAUCCUCAUCAGGGGGGUUGAGAUACAGCCAUUCCGGGCCCUUCUCGGCUUCGCCCAGUCAGGCGCUAUCGAAAUCACACGCCACAAUGUGGCCAGCCUGGUGGAGACAGCCGACUUCCUCCAGUUUGAAAGCGUGAAGAGACGCUGCGAGAAGUUUCUGGAAAGGGAGCUGCACGUCUCCAACUGCCUCAGCUUGAUGGCCUACGCCAAGCAGUUUGCUUGCGCCGAACUCCACGCGGCUGCCCUUGCCGUCGCGCUCAGCCACUGGGCAGAUGUGGCCACCCAGGAGGAGUUCGAAGGUCUCUCCAAGGCCUCGCUGGUGGAGCUGUUGCAGAGCGAUGACCUCUUCGUGGCCCGGGAGGACGUGGUCUUUGACACAGUGAUGCGAUGGGUUGCAGCAGAGCCAGCAGGCAGGGAGCAGGACUUCCUGGAGCUGGCGGGGCUGGUCCGGGUCCCUUUCCUGAGCCUCUCCUUCUUGGACCUCCUUGUGAAGCGCAGCAAGCGGGCUGGGCAGGACUUGGCAGCCAAGCUGGUGAAGAAGCUCGACAGCUGCCCGCCCCCAAGCUGGAAGGAUGUGGCCCUGCUGCCCUGCGCCAGCCGGAGCUACGAGACCCUCUACGUUCUGGCGGGGAAACACGACAAAGAGCAGCAGGAGCUUUUCCAGUUUCACCCCAAGAGUGGCACGUGGCAGGCCUGUGCCCCGCUCCAGCGCAAGAACCUCACCCAGUAUGCUGUGGCUGCAGUAGGGAAUUUCCUCUUUGUGACAGGGGGGUACUUCAGAGAGGAGUUUUUCUGGUAUAACGUGGACUGGGUGCUGAUCUACAACAGCUGGGACAACAGCUGGCUAGAGGGGCCAGCCAUGAAGAAGGCUCGGAACAGCCACUGUGCCGUGGGGGUCGGCUUCCACCUUUACGUCAUGGGGGGAAGUACUGAAGAGGGCAUUACCCCAGCCGUUGAGCGCUUGGCACCCACUGACUCUGCCUGGGAGAGCACAAGCCAGCUGGUGCACCCUGUGGAACGUGCUGGGGCCGUCAGCGUGGGGACCCGCAUUUAUGUGGUUUGUGGCCUGGAUGAGAACGGAGAUGUGUGCAAUGCUGUGCAGAGGCUGGAUGUGCAGACCGACGUUUGGGACGUCAUCUCAUUCUCUCCACUGCCUAGGUACGACUUGUGCGUCACAGCCUUGAACGGGGCUGUCUACACCAUUGGAGGAGGCACCUUUCGCUUUGAUAUGGACACCGGCGAGUGGACCCCGGUGGAUGAAGAAUGCUUGACCCAGAAGUUCUUUAAAGGGUGCAGUACAGUGAAUGGGCGGAUUUACCUCCUAGGGCAAAGGCAAGGGAACUCCGCCAUACCCAACAUGGUUCUCUUGGACCCAUAUUUGGACACAUGCCAGGAGGUGGAUAAUAAGCUCCCUUGCCCUCUCCCCAUUCACGCAACAGCCUCCAUAAGGAGAUUUGACACAUGGGCCUAAAAGUGCAACACGCAUGAGCUAAACGGGUUCACCUUCCAUACAACUGUGCUCAAAAGAUGAGGAAAUGGAGUUAAGUCUGUCAAUACUGUAGAAGAGUGGCACUGUUCAUGGGCCAAUGUUUGAUACGCUCCGUUCCUUAUUUACAAGUUUUUCAAGAAAAAAUACAUGCAAACAAAACAUUUAUCUACGCCCACCUUGAUUUGGAACCUAGCCCACUCCAGAGAUCCUUCCAAUCCUUUUGCAAAACUGGCUCCAAUUGACUUGAAACUGCUGCAAAGCAACUGCUCAAAUGGCAGCAAGACGCGUGAGGCAUAGCAACUGCAUACCAGCUCCUUUAUCAAGAAUAUCGAAUGGCAAUAUUAGGAAAAGUCCGAUUUGUUCACUGAAUAAGAGUCUGGAGUUGCAGACAGGCUCCCCACCCCCCACCCCAAAAAGAGAAAGACAGGAAGUAGAUACAAAGACUGGAACACACACUGGGCUUUGGGGGAGCCAGUAGGAGAAAAAUCAAGUUUUAUUUUUCAUUUAUAAAAUUGUUUUUGUGAUUACAAAAGAAUACGAUACAAACUCUCUGCAGCCCUUUACCAGGGAAAUUCAUAUUAAGGUGUCCUUUGUAAAAGCCUAAGGCAAUCAGAUUCCCCAGUUGCAAGACAGGGCUUUGAUGUAGGAAGGCUCUUUCCUCCCAGACACAGGCAAGUCACUUAAUGGAGGGAGUGGGAGUGCGGGGGGGGGGGAGGAGAAAUGCAUGUUAUCACCCCUCUUCGAACUACCAUUUCUUUCCCGGCCAAAUCAACCAUAUUCUAUGAGAUUUGAGCACCUGCCUCUCCCCUGAGGUCACGGUAAACCCUACAAAACUGCUAAAUUUCCAGUCUUGCAACCUCCACCAAAUGCAAGUCAAGGGGUGCAAAAAUUCAGCAGGAGGAAUGCAGGCUAAAAAGACCUCUCCCAGACCCUGUUUUACUUCUAGGGCUUUCGAUUGCAUCAAAACAAACUUUGUAUGGGAAUGGAGGGCACUUGCUCCUAAAGAGGCUUUCAAGCCUCCUUCCUUGGCUUGCCGUGAUGUCUCUUCUCUAUUUCAGUACGAACAUCGUCCUGUAGAAGAAGAAAAAAUCACUACUGUUGAUAGCAGUAGGUGGACAGGAAAGCCAGUUCCUCUUAACUAGGAUGUUAUCUAGAAGUGGGGCAGGAUGGAAGAGAGUAGAGGGAGUGAUAGAAGCUGUCUGCCACAAAGAAUUGUAAA